AAAAUAUAUUGCAUUCAUGACUGCUAACAAUGGCUUAGAAGGGAAACUAAACCUCUGUCGACUCUUUCAGAUGCACGGCUUCUCGCACUCGCUCCUUUGCUUCGCCACUUUUCUAGUUCUCCUUAUUCCAAGGAGUAGCACCGAAGGUGGAGUCUGGUGCUCCGCCCGUGUGACCGCCUUCCUGUAAUUGGAGAGGAAAGCCGGAGAUCGACCGAGGGCGGCGAGCUCUACGAUUAGAUCGAUGGUGGCCGCGGUCCCGGCAGCCGCCACCACUUCCCCCGCCGCGUCCCGGAACCCUCCCCGCAGUCACAAGAACACUUCGCCCCUUCCGCGUCGCGAUGAUCUCCAGAACCCUCGUCGCUCGCCGCUGAUCCCCUCCGAGAAGAGCAAUGCCGCGGCCGGCGCAAGGCAGCCUCGCACCAAGGAGAUCGGUUCUCGCUACCUCUCAUCUUGUGGUUCCUCCUCGUCCUCUUCCUCCACCUCCUAUUCUACCGCCACUACGUUCUCUUCUUCGAGCGGUUCGCCUAGCUCGCGGCGCUUCCCGUCGCCGAUGGCGGCCCCCCGGUCCUCGACGCCGCCGGUAUUGCCCCAGUCCGCCGCCCAGAAGCGGUCCCACUCCGUCGAUCGGGCUCGGCCUUCCACGCCUCGCGCCGAUCCCCGCCCGGCCCCUGCGGAGCCCUCCCCCGCCGCGCGCGCUCUCUGCUUGACGACCCGGAGCCUCUCCGUCUCAUUCCAGUGCGAGUCCUUCUUCUACCAGACCAGCCGCGCUAAGGCCGCCUCCCGCAGCCCCGCCAGGAAGUCCACUCCCGAGCGGCGGCGAGCUAGUGCCUCUUUUGCCUCUCCAUUGAAGGUUGGUGAUCAUUUGGAUAACUCUAAGCCCUUUGAAAACCACCACCGAUGGCCCUCUUCCACAGCCCAGCCGUCAAAUCCGUUGAUGAGGAUCUCGAAUUGCUCUGCUGAGAAGAAAGAACCGAUUUUGGCCACCGUCAGGUUCCAUCAGUCGAUGAUGUUUGAUGAUAGUGCGAGAAGGGCUUCGUUCGAUGGGUGUGACCUAUCAGCUUCAUCCGAUACUGAUAGUGUGUCCUCUGGGAGCAAUUCGGGGGCGCCAGAAUUCAGUAUGCGCCCGCGCGCAAAGGUGACUUCCAGAGGGAUCAGUGUCCCAGCAAGGUUUUGGCAGGAGACGAAUAGCCGGCUGCAUCGUUAUCCCGAAACUUGCUCCCCACUAUCUUCGCCGGAUUCAAGGUCUGUGGUACAGUCGAAGCUGGGUGUGAUAAAGAAGUUGUCAAUGGACAGCCCCUUGUCUUCUCCAAGGUCAGUUUCCUCACCGCUCCGUGGACCCGUGAGACCUUCUUCUCCAAACAAGCUUUCCGCUUCACCAUCAAGGGGUAUGGCAAGCCCUUUGCGGACAAGGAGUAAUGUAUCAAUGAGCAGUUCACUGGUUUGUCAACCAGGCAAUGCACCUUCAAUUAUAAGCUUUGCUGCUGAAGUGCGGAGAGCAAGGAAGGGGGAGAAUCGGAUUGAGGAGGCUCACAUGUUGAGGCUGCUUGAUAACCGGCAUUUACAAUGGCGAUGUGUUAAUGCCAGGUUUGAUGCUGCACUGUUAUUGCGGAAACUAACUGUAGAGAAAAAUCUGACUGAUGCAUGGGUAACUACCAAAGAGUUGCGUGACUCCAUUACUAAUAAAAGGAUCAAGCUACAAACUCUGAAACAAGAUUUAAAGCUAAUUUCCAUUCUUAAGGAGCAAAUGGCCUAUCUAGAGGAGUGGUCUCUUAUGGAGAAAGAUCACUUAAGCUCAUUAUCAGAAGCUAUUAAAGCAUUAAAGGCUAGCACACUUCGUCUUCCCAUAGUUGGUGGAGCCAAGGCUGACCUUCUGGAAGUUAAAGAUGCAAUUAGUUCAGCACUUGAUAUAAUGCAGGCAAUGGGAUCCUCAAUUUGCUCUCUAUUGUCCAAGGUUGAAGGAAUGAGUAACCUGAUAUCAGAAAUCACUAAAGUGGCUGCACAAGAGCGAGCACUAGUUGACCGAUCCAGAGGUCUCUUGUCCACCGUAGCAGCUUUGAGUAUAAAGCAAUGUAGCCAGCAAGGACAGUUAAUACAACUGAAGAGAAGAGCCAGCCUGAUAUAGAUACAGAGCAGAUGCUCUUACCAACCUUGUGAUCACUAACAUCACAUCAUACUCUACUUCUGACCAGAGAGUUUGGAGGGAAAUAAAGCAUGAGGGAUUACAUUGCCUGCCGACAGAGUGGUUUUCUUCUGCUGCUGCUGCUAAUAAAAGAAAAGCUCAUUGUAGGAUUUGUAUGAGUGGAUCAUUUCUUAUACAACAAUCUAUAAGCAAUCACUCGACAACGACCGAGCUUGCGAGACCCAAUCCUCACAGACACAGGUUGAGGAGCCUCUCGGCUCGACGGCGCAGUGGUUGCCUCACCGGCUCUCACCGCUAGUUGUCACUGAUCCCUCCGUGUUUAUCGGCGGCGUGGCUGGACGACGCCGCUUCUCCUCCCUCCCGCCGCCGGGGGACCGACGACACAGGUCCGGAUCACAGGCCGCCGCAUCGUCUUCGUCGAGUGGAGCACGCCGCCGCUCGGGCACGGAGAAUGAAGAGAACCCUGUCAAAUAGGAGGGUAGUGCCGCCGUAGAAGACACUUUUGAGUGUGGCCUGAUAGAGGUGCCAAUUGCGGUCCGCAGCAGGCCCACGGCGACGUUCACUGGGUUGAUGCUUCACCCGUACCAUUCGUACAGGUGCAAAGAUUGGAAUAAAUCUGCAACCAGAGACUCGUCAGAAUGGAGGAAGGGAUCGGGAAACGAGAGCAUUUGGAAUCAAAUCGUGACUUGUAGGCACGAACCUGGGCGUUGGGAGGGGUAGACGGCGG
Molecule: messenger RNA, 2867 nt
Organism: Musa acuminata AAA Group (dessert banana)
Lineage: Eukaryota; Viridiplantae; Streptophyta; Magnoliopsida; Zingiberales; Musaceae
Product: QWRF motif-containing protein 2-like
Exons: 8
Coding region: 242-2122 (626 amino acids)
Biological process (GO): centrosome cycle; spindle assembly
Cellular component (GO): cytoplasm; centrosome; nuclear microtubule
Molecular function (GO): microtubule binding
Source: RefSeq, a predicted model, not a curated record